Harpia harpyja (harpy eagle) is the source of this 1173-nucleotide messenger RNA. RefSeq names its product calponin 1 (gene CNN1). Gene Ontology annotation, molecular function: actin binding. Gene Ontology annotation, biological process: actomyosin structure organization. Lineage: Eukaryota; Metazoa; Chordata; Aves; Accipitriformes; Accipitridae. Bases 107 to 982 code for a protein of 291 amino acids. The record is from RefSeq and is a predicted model, not a curated record. The transcript is spliced from 7 exons.
GGACCGGAGCGGACCGAACCGAGCCGAACCGGGACAGACCCGGAUCGCGGACAACCGACCCGACCCGACCCGACCCGACCCACCGGGACCCUCCCGCACCGAGCCCAUGUCCAACGCGCACUUCAACCGCGGGCCGGCCUACGGGCUGUCGGCCGAGGUGAAGAAUAAGCUGGCGCAGAAGUACGACCCACAGCGGGAGCUGGAGUUGCGUGCCUGGAUCGAGGCGACCACCGGCCGCCGCAUCGGGGACAGCUUCAUGGACGGCCUCAAGGAUGGUGUCAUCCUCUGCGAGCUCAUCAACAAACUGCAGCCCGGCUCCGUGCAGAAGGUGAACGAACCCAUCCAGAACUGGCACAAGCUGGAGAACAUCGGGAACUUCCUGCGGGCCAUCACGCGCUACGGAGUGAAGCCCCACGACAUCUUCGAGGCCAAUGACCUCUUCGAGAACACCAACCACACGCAGGUCCAGUCCACCCUCAUCGCUCUCGCCAGCCAGGCCAAGACGAAGGGGAACAACGUGGGUUUGGGGGUGAAGUACGCGGAGAAGCAGCAGCGGCGCUUCCACCCUGAGAAGCUGCGCGAGGGCAGGAACAUCAUCGGCCUCCAGAUGGGCACCAACAAGUUCGCCAGCCAGCAGGGCAUGACAGCGUACGGGACACGGCGGCACCUCUAUGACCCCAAGCUGGGGACGGACCAGCCCCUGGACCAGGCCACCAUCAGCCUCCAGAUGGGCACCAACAAGGGUGCCAGCCAGGCGGGGAUGACGGCACCAGGGACGAAGCGGCAGAUCUUUGAGCCGGCACUGGGCAUGGAGCACUGCGACACGCUGACCAUCGGGCUGCAGAUGGGCAGCAACAAGGGCGCCUCGCAGCAGGGCAUGACAGUGUAUGGGCUGCCGCGGCAGGUCUAUGACCCCAAGUACUGCGGCGGCCCCGAGCUGCUGGGCGAGGAUGGCUUCGACGGCCUCUACAACUCCCAGUAGCCGCUGGCCCGCGGCUGCUUGCACCGCACUGCCCUGCUCUGUGCAGGGCUGCACCGCACCGGCCUCACCGCGCCCCCGGCCCUGCGGGGCCGGCUUGGCCACGGGGCUCGGCCCGGGGGGGCUCGGCCAGGGGGCCCGGCCCCGCCGUCACCUCCCCCCGCCACUGAGGCACAAUAAAACCCACAUGCAAA